AUGAGUACUAAUCGUGAUCAUCCACAAGGUUCGUCAGAUCCUGCCAAUAGUGGAUACAGUCACGAAUCUCAGGAUCUUCAUGAUAACGCUUACCAGCGCCCUUCCGCAUCCUCCUAUGACCGGGAAGGUUAUGAUAAUGGCUCGCUUUUUGAGGAGGACUACGCCGAUGGCUAUGAUUAUCCAACGGGUGUAACCGAAAGCUAUGGCGACGAUUAUACCCCUGUUGAUUCUGGUGAGGCUGGUUAUCAAUACGCUGCUGAUAAGUCUAAGGAUAUCCAUCCUUCUGACGAGUACGGCUCUGAUUAUUCGGAUUACAAUGCUCGUCCUGCCGAAGAUAACUUUUACAACUUGCGUGGUGAUGGUCGUUACAACGGCCAUGAUCCUAGCUCCGACUCCCUUGCCAAUGUCUACAACAGCGUUCCUUAUGGUGCUAGCCCUUAUGAGUUCAGUAAUUCCUCGUUUGUCGGAAACUCUGGCCCUGGUACUCCCCUGGAUGCUGAUAGUGCCUCUUUCUAUGCUGACAGCUCUAAUUUCGCUCCUAGGGAACCCUAUCCUGCUUGGACUCCUGAAAACGAACUUCCUUUGACUAAGGAGGAAAUUGAGGAUAUCUUCAUUGAUUUAACCAACAAGCUUGGUUUUCAACGUGACUCCAUGCGCAAUAUGUAUGACUUUUUCAUGAUUCUGUUAGAUUCCCGUGCCUCCCGUAUGACCCCUGAUCAGGCGUUAUUGACUUUGCAUGCAGACUACAUUGGUAGUGACCUUGCCAACUAUAAAAAAUGGUAUUUUGCUGCUCAAAUGGACCGUGAAGACGCUCUUGGUCUUUCCAGCCUUGGUGUCUAUGGUGGUAAAGUUACUUCUGUCAAGGAAAAAGGUAAGCUUUUUUCAAAAAACAAAAAAGCUCCUAAAGUAGCCAAACCCCCUAAAAAGUCCCGCUUCAAGAAGAAAAAGAAGCAGGAUGAGCCUGCCGAACAGGAGGACGAAUAUAUUGACGUCAAUACCGAUGACUCUUUAGAAUCUGCCGAAUAUCGUUGGCGUUCUCACAUGCGUCAAAUGACCCAGUUUGAACGUGCACAACAAGUUGCUCUUUGGUUACUUUUGUGGGGUGAAGCAAAUAAUGUUCGAUUUAUGCCGGAGGUUAUGGCAUUCUUGUUUAAAUGUGCUUAUGAUUAUAUCGCUUCUCCUGAAGCUCAAAAUGUUACGGAGCCUGUUGAAGAGGGUUACUACCUGGACAACGUCAUUUCACCUCUUUAUCAAUACAUGCAUGACCAACAAUUUGAAAUUAUUGAUGGUAAAUAUGUUCGUCGUGAACGCACGCACGAUCAAGUCAUCGGAUAUGAUGACAUUAACCAGUUGUUUUGGCAUGCAGAGGGUAUUGCACGUCUAAUUUUUGAAGAUGGUACUCGUUUAAUUGAUAUUCCUGCUUCCGAGCGUUUCCUUAGACUCUCUCAAGUCCAAUGGAAUCGUGCAUUCUACAAAACUUAUUAUGAAACUCGUUCUUGGCUUCAUCUCAUUGUUAACUUCAAUCGUAUCUGGGUUAUUCACUUUUGCAUGUUCUGGUUCUUUAUUGCUUACAAUUCUCCUACUCUAUACACCAAAAAGUACCACAGAAAGGAUGGACCACAACCAACUGGCGGAUCCACAUGGGCUGCCGUAGCAUCUUCUUCCAUCCUUGCUUGUAUCAUUAUGUUGGUUGCGUCGUUUUGUGAAUACUUAUAUGUGCCUCGCCGAUUUCCGGGAUCCAAACCCAUUUGGAAGAGGAUUAUGCUAAUCCUUUUGGUUUGCGGUAUCAAUCUUAUCCCUGUUGGUUAUAUUUUGGUAUUUUCUACUCCGGAGAAACAAACAACUGGAAGAAGAAAAGCUGUUGGUGUAAUAGCAUUUUUGAUGUCUAUUGCGACCUACCUUUAUUUCGCUCUUAUUCCACUUCAAUCUGCUUUUGGAAAAUGGGCCGUAAAGCCAAAUCGAAAGUAUUUGGCCAACAAAUACUUUACUGCUAACUUUGCUCCUUUGAAGUUUGACAAUCAGGCCGUUUCAAUUCUUAUCUGGGUUUGUAUUUUUACUUGUAAAUUUGUCGAGUCUUAUUUCUUCUUGACAUUGUCUAUCAGGGAUCCAAUUAUUGUUCUUAGUACAAUGCGCCCUUACCUAUGCUCAAUUUAUUGGGUAGGUAGUAAACUAUGCUUUGUACAACCUAGAAUUUUGCUUGGUAUUAUGUACUUUACUGAUUUAAUUUUGUUUUUCUUGGAUUCUUAUCUUUGGUAUGUUAUUUUCAACACUAUUUUCUCUGUUUUAAGAUCAUUUAUCCUUGGUAUUUCGAUUUUGACUCCCUGGAGAAACAUCUAUAGCCGGUUACCACAGAGAAUCUACAGCAAAAUUCUUGCUACCAACGAUAUGGAAAUCAAAUAUAAGCCGAAGAUUUUAAUUUCACAAAUCUGGAAUGCGGUCGUUAUUUCUAUGUAUCGUGAGCACUUACUCUCCAUUGAUCAUGUUCAACGUUUGCUUUAUCAUCAGGUUCCAGCUGAAGAAGGACGCCGUACCUUACGUACACCGAAUUUUUUCAUUUCUCAGGACGACCAUACCGUUCAUACUGACUUCUUCCCUGCUAAUUCUGAAGCAGAGCGUCGCCUUUCAUUCUUUGCUCAAUCAAUGGCCACUCCUGUCCCUGAACCUGUUCCUGUAGAUAACAUGCCUACCUUCAGUGUCUUUAUUCCUCACUACGCAGAAAAGAUUUUACUUUCUUUGCGUGAAAUUAUCAGAGAGGAGGAUCAGCUUUCACGUGUUACAUUACUUGAGUAUCUUAAACAAUUGCAUCCUGUUGAGUGGGAUUGUUUUGUAAAGGAUACCAAGAUCCUUGUUGAAGAAAAUGCUCCCUAUGAAGAUGACUCCAUGUCAGAGAAGGAAAGUGUUAUCCGCAGUAAAAUUGAUGACCUCCCUUUCUACUGCAUUGGUUUUAAGUCUGCUGUACCCGAAUACACUCUUCGUACUCGUAUCUGGGCAUCUUUACGAAGCCAAACAUUAUAUCGUACUAUCAGCGGUUUUAUGAAUUACAGCCGUGCUAUUAAGCUAUUGUAUCGUGUUGAAAAUCCCGAAAUUGUACAAAUGUUUGGUGGUAACACUGAUCGCUUGGAACAUGAGUUGGAUCGUAUGGCUCGUCGUAAAUUUAAGAUUGUUGUCUCUAUGCAACGUUAUGCUAAGUUCAGCAAAGAGGAGUAUGAAAAUGCAGAGUUCUUACUCCGUGCUUACCCUGAUCUUCAAAUUGCCUAUCUUGAUGAGGAUCCACCUCUUGAGGAGGGUGGAGAACCCCAAUUGUUCGCUGCUCUUAUCGAUGGUCACUCAGAAAUAAUGGACAAUGAACGUCGCCGUCCAAAGUAUCGUAUUCGAUUAUCUGGCAAUCCCAUCCUAGGUGAUGGUAAAUCUGAUAACCAAAAUAUGGCAUUACCAUUCUAUCGUGGUGAAUAUCUUCAGUUGAUUGAUGCAAACCAGGAUAACUAUUUAGAGGAAUGUUUGAAGAUUCGUAAUGUUCUUUCCGAGUUUGAGGAGAUGGAAACGGAUAAUGUUAAUCCCUAUUCUGAGACUGCGAAAGAAAGGAACCACAAUCCUGUCGCCAUUCUUGGUGCUCGUGAGUACAUUUUCUCUGAAAAUAUUGGUAUUCUUGGUGACGUCGCAGCUGGUAAAGAACAAACAUUUGGUACUCUUUUCUCUCGUACACUUGCACAAAUUGGUGGUAAAUUGCACUAUGGACAUCCAGAUUUCUUGAACGGUAUUUUUAUGACUACUCGUGGUGGUGUUUCUAAAGCCCAGAAGGGUCUGCAUGUUAACGAAGAUAUUUACGCCGGUAUGACUGCUUUACUUCGUGGUGGCCGCAUCAAGCAUUGUGAGUACUUCCAAUGUGGUAAGGGUCGUGAUUUAGGUUUUGGAUCAAUUCUUAAUUUCAAUACGAAGGUUGGUACUGGUAUGGGUGAGCAAAUGCUUUCCCGUGAAUAUUAUUAUCUUGGCACACAACUUCCUUUAGACAGAUUCCUUUCGUUUUAUUUCGCACACCCUGGUUUCCACCUGAACAAUAUGUUUAUUAUGCUUUCUGUUCAGCUUUUCAUGGUUGUCCUCCUUAAUUUGGGUGCAUUCUACCAUGUGGUUACUGUUUGCUACUAUGACAAGUCCCAGAAAUUGAGUUAUGACACUACGUUUGUUCCUCAAGGUUGUUAUCAGCUUGCUCCAGUUUUGUCUUGGUUGAAGCGGUGCGUCAUUUCUAUCUUCAUCGUCUUUUGGAUUUCUUUCAUUCCUUUGACAGUACAUGAAUUGAUAGAACGUGGUGCCUGGAGGGCUUUAAAGAGAUUUACCAAGCAUAUCUGCUCGUUUUCUCCCUUGUUUGAAGUAUUCACUUGCCAAGUCAAUUGCCAAGCUGUUGUCGCUGAUCUCUCUUUUGGUGGUGCUCGCUAUAUUGGUACUGGUCGUGGAUUUGCUACUGUCCGCUUACCAUUUUCUGUGUUGUAUUCUCGAUUUGCUCAGCCCUCAAUUUAUGCUGGUGCUCGAUUUUUAAUGAUGUUGCUUUUUGGUACACUGACUGUUUGGGUAGCCCAUUUGGUCUACUGGUGGGUAUCCAUUAUGUCUCUUUGUGUCGCCCCCUUCUUGUUCAAUCCUCAUCAAUUUGAUUGGAAUGAUUUCUUUGUGGACUACAGAGAAUUUAUUCGUUGGUUGUCCAGAGGUAAUUCCCGUACCCACGCUAAUUCUUGGAUUGGCUAUUGCCGGCUGACUCGUACCAGAGUUACUGGUUACAAGCGCAAGGUAUUAGGACAACCUAGUGAUAAGAUUUCCAUGGAUACUCCACGUGCAAAGAUGAGCAGUGUGCUUUUUAGUGAAAUUUUGGUUCCUGCAUUGUUAGCAGCUGGUGCCGUUGUUCCCUACUUCUUUAUGAACUCGAUGCCCGGUAAUCCCUCUUAUGCUAAUUGGCAAGAUCAUGAUAAAAUGUAUUACACAACCGACCCGAAGACGGGUACUAACCCUAUUUUACGACUUGCAGUUGUUACUCUCGUUCCGAUUGCCAUUAGUUUCGGUAUGGUCGGAUUUUUCGGAGGCAUGGCCUGCUGUAUGGGUCCCUUGUUUGGAUUGUGCUGCAAGAAGUUCCCCGCCGUCCUAGCUGCUAUUGCUCAUGCUAUCCAGGUUAUUAUUUUCAUUGUCGUUUUCGAGGUUUGCUGGUUCUUAGAUGGCUGGUCGUUACCAAAGACUGUACUAGCAUUUUGUGCCGUUACUGCGGUUCACAGAUUUAUCUUUAAGCUUCUGACUCUUCUAACCUUGACUCGUGAAGUAAAAGAAGACAGUUCUAAUAUUUCAUGGUGGUCAGGAAAAUGGUGGGGUAAAGGAUUCGGCUAUCAUGCAUUAACUUUACCUGCACGUGAAUUUAUGUGUAAAUCAAUUGAGCUCAAUUUGUUUGCAACUGACUUUUUCUUGGGUCAUUUGCUGCUUUACUUCAUGCUUCCUGUAAUUUGCAUCCCAUAUGUUGACCGCUGGCACUCGGUUUUGUUGUUUUGGUUGAGACCUAGUCGCCAAAUCCGCCCACCUAUCUUUUCGACGAAGCAGAGCAGACUCCGCAAACGUAUUGUGCGUCGUUAUUCCGCUCUGUAUUUCUCUAUCUUGAUUCUUCUUGUGAUUCUGAUUGUCGUACCUUUGGUUGCCGGUAAAGAAAUCUGGCAAGGACUUGGAGGUGUCGACCCGAUCUCUAAGAUCAGCCCCUUGUAUCCUAAUGGAACAAUAAAAAACCUUACUGGAUUGAGUAUCGGCGGUGGCCUGAGACAACCUAGAGAUGUCAACUGGACUGUUAACUACACUCAAAACUAUGCGGGAAUGAAUUUCGUCUUUAAUACUUCGUAUUAA
Messenger RNA from Schizosaccharomyces osmophilus, 5862 nucleotides. It is a transcript of the gene bgs4, whose product is annotated as cell wall and secondary septum 1,6 branched 1,3-beta-glucan synthase catalytic subunit Bgs4. The transcript has a single exon. Gene Ontology annotation, cellular component: plasma membrane; 1,3-beta-D-glucan synthase complex. Gene Ontology annotation, biological process: (1->3)-beta-D-glucan biosynthetic process; fungal-type cell wall polysaccharide biosynthetic process. Gene Ontology annotation, molecular function: 1,3-beta-D-glucan synthase activity. Lineage: Eukaryota; Fungi; Ascomycota; Schizosaccharomycetes; Schizosaccharomycetales; Schizosaccharomycetaceae. The record is from RefSeq and is a predicted model, not a curated record. The coding region runs from base 1 to 5862 and encodes 1953 amino acids.